This is a messenger RNA of Akanthomyces muscarius, 1494 nucleotides long. RefSeq lists its product as uncharacterized. The transcript is spliced from 4 exons. The record is from RefSeq and is a predicted model, not a curated record. NCBI's taxonomy places the organism in Eukaryota, Fungi, Ascomycota, Sordariomycetes, Hypocreales, Cordycipitaceae. The coding region runs from base 1 to 1494 and encodes 497 amino acids.
AUGUCACAGCUCAGUGCCGGCUCGCGCACUCGUGCUGCGGCGAGGGCGCCGCGACGCCCCGGCGUCUUGGCCGUGCCUCCGCAGCUCCGCCCGGUCGUCCGCGCCUACAUCCUGGGAUACGCCUCUGCGGUGGCGCCCCGGCUGCUGACCUUGGCCGUCCAGCACAUCCUCAAGCUGCGGAGGAACUCUGAGCAGCUGCUGCCCUCGGAUCCGGAAGAUGAGCCUACGUUUCUCGCUGGCACUCGCCACAUUCUGCUCUCCGGGUUCGACCCCCAGCGCUUCCCGACAUUUUGUGCCGUCCUCGUCGCCGGAACCUCUUUAUUACAUAAACCGCUCGACAAAGUCAUCGCCAGUCUGGGCUCAAAGCUAACCGAAACGUCACGCUUGCGAUUGGCACGCUUCCUAUGUAGCUUCCUCGCCGGAUGGUUUGGCCUGAAGCUCUUACACACAAAGGGCACAGCACCCCGCCGACACUCCACGGCCAGGCGAACCAAGCGAGAGGAGGAACUGCGGUCCAAGAAGAUGGCCGGUCGCACCAUGGACCUGACUCUCUUCGCCGCCACUCGUGCCGCCGACGUCCUUGUCGGCGAGCUCUGGUCGCAGCGCCGGUCCCGACGACAGGCUGCCAACAAGUGGACCAAUACUGAAUCCUUUAUUCAAUACAUGGCCGAUCCGCUCGUAUUCGUCUCGUCGUGCGCCUUCAUCAUGUGGUCCUGGUUCUACUACCCCGACAACCUGCCCCGCGGCUACCAGAAAUGGAUCACGUCGGCCGCGCAGGUCGACACGCGCCUCAUCGAGGCCCUGCGCCGCUUCCAUUUCGGCACCCUCGUCUACGGCCGCGAGACGGGCCAAGCCGGCCUCGUCGGCGACAUGUGCGACGACUACGGCCUGCCGCGGCAGUGGGGCGACCCCGUCACCAAGAUCCCGCUGCCAUGCGAGAUUGUCCACAUGGGCUGCGGCCCCUCGUGCGAGUACCACGCCCUCAGCCGCUUCGCGCGCUCCUGGAAGUGGUCCAUGUACACGUACCUGCCCCUCGCCCUGGCCCUGCAGCUGCGCAAGACGCCCUACACCCGCCACAGCCUCGUCGCCGCCCUCCGCUCCGCCUCGCGCUCCUCAGCCUUUCUCGCCAUGUACAUCACCCUCUUCUACUACGGCGUCUGCCUGGCCCGCAGUCGCGUCGGCCCGCUGCUGCUGGGCACCGACACCGCCGCCCGCCAGCAGCUCGACAGCAACAUCUGCGUCGGCACGGGCUGCUUCCUCUGCGGCUGGAGCGUGCUCAUCGAGACGGUGAGCCGGCGCAAGGACAUGGGCCUCUUUGUGGCACCCCGCGCGCUGAGCACCUUUGUCCCGCGCCAGUACCCCAAAGAGAAGCAGUGGCGCGAGACGCUGGUCUUUGCGGCCAGCACAGCGGUUGUCUUUACCUGCGUGCUGGAGAAUCCGCGUCGUGUGCGUGGUGUGCUCGGCGGGGUGCUUGGUUAUGUCCUGAGAGAGUAA